AUGUUGGAAACCAAAGAAGUGUUAACUUUAGUGAAAAACUUGGAAAAAGCUAAAACUAAUGAUGAGGAAGUUUUAAAAAUAUUAAAGAUAUUGGAGAAAGAUAUGAAACCCACAGAAAAAUUGUUACGAGAGACUAAAGUUGGGGUUGCUGUUAAUCAAUUUAAAAAAUCCACUAAUCAAGAAGUCUCAAAAGUUUCCAAAAAAAUAAUUAAUGACUGGAAAACAGAAAUCUCAAAGGAAAAAAAGAAAAAUAAACUAAAUGCUAGUUCCAACAAGAGUUCUAGUAGCCUUAAUAACAGCAACACAAAAAAAAAUAUUAUUACUGAACUUCCCGAUAAACCUAGAAGUAGUAAAUUGGAUAAUGUCAACACUCAAGUUCACAACGAAAAAUUACGUGAUAUGGUUAUUAAAGCCUUUUAUGAUGCAUUAUGUAAAGAAACAAGAAAAUCUUCAAAUGAAAUUUUAGAUUUAUGUAUUAAUAUAGAAAACGAAUUAAAUGUAUAUGCGAAUAACGACGAAAAGAAAUAUAAAGAUAAGUAUCGUGUAAUCUUUUCUAGUGUAAUAUCAAAAACAAACAAAGAGUUGAAAGUUAAAAUUUUAACAGGUGAUUGCACACCGAAUUAUUUGGUCAAUUGCGACCCAAAAGAUUUAGCUCCCGAGCAUUUGCAGAAAAAAUUGCAGGAAAUUAAAGAGAAAAAUCUAUACAAUGCUCAAGGUGCCACCGUUGAAAGAAGUGUUACCGAUAGAUUCCAAUGUGGUAAAUGUAAAGAAAGGAAAGUCUCAUAUUAUCAAUUACAAACUAGAUCUGCAGAUGAACCAUUGACUACGUUUUGUACCUGUGAGAAUUGUGGUAAUAGAUGGAAGUUUUCUUAA
Molecule: messenger RNA, 873 nt
Organism: Saccharomycodes ludwigii
Lineage: Eukaryota; Fungi; Ascomycota; Saccharomycetes; Saccharomycodales; Saccharomycodaceae
Gene: DST1
Product: transcription elongation factor DST1
Exons: 1
Coding region: 1-873 (290 amino acids)
Biological process (GO): DNA-templated transcription; transcription elongation by RNA polymerase I; transcription antitermination
Cellular component (GO): nucleus
Molecular function (GO): zinc ion binding; RNA polymerase II transcription regulatory region sequence-specific DNA binding
Source: RefSeq, a predicted model, not a curated record